CCACCACUAGGUCGAAAUGGAGGCGUCGAGCAGCACCAUGCUGAAGCCGGCCUACUCCACGCCUCGCCCUCUUGCCUGCGAGAUGGUUCCGCUGACCCUCUUCGACCGCGCCACCUUGGACAUCUUUGUCCCCCUCAUCCUCGUCUACCCCGCGCCGACUCCGUCCAACAAGGCGCUCAAGGAGGGCCUGCGCAGGGCCGUCGCGGUGUACCCACACCUGGCCGGACGCCUCGCCGUCGACCACCGGGGCAGGCGUUUCAUCCACGUCAACAACGAGGGCGUGCUUGUCGUAGAGGCCGUCAUCCCCGUCGAUCUAGCGAGCGCGGUCGUCGACGGCAGUGUCGUCACCAACACCGAUGAACUGUACCCUGCAGUGCCGCCGCCGGAGGAUAGCGUCGGGGCGGCCCUUCUACAGAUACAGCUCAACCGGUACAAGUGCGGCGGCCUCGCGAUCGGCUUCAGCAGCCACCACCAGGCCGCCGAUGGCUACUCCGUUAGCACCUUCCUCUCCACGUGGGCCAGCGCGGUACGGCAAGGCCGGAACUUCACCGCCCCGUUCCCUUUCCUCGAUCGCGGCGCGACCGCCGUUCCUCGGGCUGUGCCGACGCCUGUGUUCGACCACAGGUCCACCGAGUUCAAGGGAGAAGGCGGCAGGUCGUACCCUGUCGUCUCCGAUCCCAUGUCCUCCAAGAUCAAGAACGUAACGGUGCGCUUUACGGCCGACUUCAUCGCCGAGCUCAAGGCCCGCGUCGGAAUCCGGUGUAGCACGUUCCAGUGCCUGCUCGCGCACGCGUGGAAGAAGAUCACGGCGGCGCGCGGCCUGAAGCCUGAUGAGUUCACGCAGGUCAGGGUGGCCGUGAACUGCCGGGCCAGGGCCAACCCUCCCGCGCCACCGGAAUUCUUCGGGAACAUGGUGCUUUGGGCGUUUCCAAGGCUUCAGGCCCGGGAUGUCCUGGGCUGGACCUACCGCGGCGUGGUGGAGGCCAUCCGCGACGCCGUCGCCCGCGUGGACGCCGAGUACAUCCAGUCGUUCGUGGACUUCGGCAGCGUAGCGGACGCUACCGGGGAGGAGCUCGCGGCGACGGCGGCGGUCAACGGCACAAUGUUCUGUCCGGACCUGGAGGUGGACAGCAGCCUGGGUUUCAGGUUCAACCAGAUUGACUUCGGCACUGGGCCGCCCUCCGCGUUCGUCACGCCGGACCUGCCCAUCGAAGGCCUCAUGAUCUUCUUGCCGUCGUGCACGGCCAGUGGUGGCGUCGACCUCAUCAUGGCCAUCCCGGAGGAUCAUGAUACGGCGACCUUCUACUCCUUGGAUGAGAGAGCUAAACCAAAGAUGUAAAAUUAAUGCUCCCUCUAAUCAUACAUAGAUGGUGAAGGUCGUUUUUUCA
Aegilops tauschii subsp. strangulata is the source of this 1388-nucleotide messenger RNA. Its product is annotated as tryptamine benzoyltransferase 1. NCBI's taxonomy places the organism in Eukaryota, Viridiplantae, Streptophyta, Magnoliopsida, Poales, Poaceae. Gene Ontology annotation, molecular function: acyltransferase activity, transferring groups other than amino-acyl groups. The record is from RefSeq and is a predicted model, not a curated record.